This is a messenger RNA of Ruditapes philippinarum (Manila clam), 546 nucleotides long. RefSeq names its product galactose-3-O-sulfotransferase 2-like. The record is from RefSeq and is a predicted model, not a curated record. The coding region runs from base 1 to 546 and encodes 181 amino acids. Gene Ontology annotation, molecular function: galactosylceramide sulfotransferase activity. NCBI's taxonomy places the organism in Eukaryota, Metazoa, Mollusca, Bivalvia, Venerida, Veneridae. The transcript has a single exon. Gene Ontology annotation, biological process: glycolipid biosynthetic process. Gene Ontology annotation, cellular component: membrane.
AUGGCGCGAGAUUUUGGAUUUCCAAAAACAAACGACGAGGAACGAGUAAACGCGAAGUUAAAAGAAUUAGGACAAAUUUUCAAACUUGUAUUGCUUGUGGAAUACAUUGAGGAGUCACUUAUACUUAUGAAGCGGUAUUUGAAAUGGAACAUAAAGGAUAUUUUAUUUGUAUCUAAUAACGUGUAUGGCAAAGGGCAAACAAUUGAAGACCUUACAACAAACGACGUUGCAAAAUUCAAAUCACGAAAUAAGCUUGAUUACAAAGUAUAUGAUUAUUUUUACCAAAAAUUCUGGGAUCAGUUUAACAAAGAAAGUGAUGAAAUAAAGUUCGAAGUUUCUCAUUUUAAAAAUGUUUUGACUGAUUUGAAUAAAUAUUGCAAUGAUCCAACACAGAAAGGCAGGAACGAUAAUUUAUUGCGAGUUGAACAAUCGAAAUGGAACGAACAGUUCAGUAUAAGCUUUGAAGAUUGUGAGUAUAUGAAAAAAGAUGAAUUAGAAUUUAUUAAUCAGUUAAGGCAAACGCAAGGGAGUGAACUCCGUGGUUAA